AUGGGUGACAAGGACCUACUUUACAUAAGAGCAGUGUCUCAACCAAAUGGACUCCUCGCGGUAGAGAUCGUGGAUAUGGUAUAUGACACUGAUGGUGGUGGAGGAGUUUUGGAGAAGCAUAUGACACUGAUGGUGGGUGGAGACAAUGGAGGAGUUUCUGAUUUGGGAAAGGAUAAUCCAGUGUAA
Molecule: messenger RNA, 186 nt
Organism: Sphenostylis stenocarpa
Lineage: Eukaryota; Viridiplantae; Streptophyta; Magnoliopsida; Fabales; Fabaceae
Source: the annotation of a GenBank genome assembly